UCGAUUGGACCUUUCGUCUUGGAUUUCAAACUUGGACAGAAGCAAAAGCAGAAUGUCAAUCAUAUGGCGGAUCACUAGCGACUGUGCACACAAUGGCUCAGGUGACGUGUGCAAACCUGACAGUGAAGGGAACUGCCGCUGUGUGGGUAGGCUUGACUGGUACAUGGACAGCUGGAGAUUGGAGUGCUUGGAAAUGGGAAGUGGCAUCGUCCACCCGUACAACGAGACUACCCUGGUCAUCCCAGUAUACACUUCCAGUUAAAAAUUCUAGUUAUACUUACGGGUUUUUGGAACCAAACAAGGGCUUACUGAACUGGAUAAACAACUUUCAAGCUAGGUGCCUCUGUCAACGAUAUGUGCCUAAAGAUAACUGGUACUUUUGCUCACAGAGCCAAGAAGCAUCGGGAAGCCUCGAAACUCUUUACGUUCCCACACCUAAGACAUACGAUGAUGCGUCUGCUGAGUGUGCCCGGAGAGGUAGCAUUCUGGCAAAUAUCCAGUCUAGAUAUCAUGGAGAGUGUGCAAGAGAACUGCUUGGACCCCGAAACGGUCAGUGCAACAGUUCUUCCAGUGGUAACUGCACGACUUCCUCGUACUUCUGCAAAACCAAUACAUGCAAUGUGUGGGUUGCUCUUCAACGACCAUCUCCAUCCAAAACCUGGACAUGGAUGUUACCUGUUCCAAUCGCUGCAAAAAACGUUUCUUGGAUCACUGCACCACUACAAGAAGGUGGUGGACGGAACGAAUGCGGAUAUUAUUCCCCGGAGAAGGACAGUUUUGGAAUCGAAUCUUGCUCAAUGAAGCUAAGUUUCUAUUGCCAAAGAUAUACACCAAAAGUGCCCUCCGCCAUAGCUGUCAACUCUACAGACACGCACAUCUACGCACGCAUAGUACAGCCUAAGAUACUUCGAGAUUGGGUUUCUGAUUUCUGCUUUCUGUACGAGAAAAAUGGAACUGCGGCUACCCCGACGGUAGUGUGCGACAAAAAUGAAUCAACUGUUCUGUCAGGCCUGGCAACAAAUACUUUGUACCGGAUCAGAGCAUUCUUCAAAACUACGAUCGGACACAAUAGCAGCAUGUCCUCCGAAAUCAAAAUUGGAACAUUGCCGAAAGCACCAAAUCCGCCUCUCAACCCCGUCAUCUCAAGUACUACUAUCACGGUGUUUCUAGGCCAAAUAGAAGAAGGCAACCUUCCCAUACGCCAGUAUUGUGUGCACGGAAUACCUGCUAAUGAUCUGUCCGGGAAUAUGCCAUUGGUACCAGUAUGCAGCGCCUCGAAAAAUGUCACCUUACCUGGCCUAAAACCCAACAUGAGCUAUAAUGUCACCGCCUAUGUUAGCAAUGCCUAUGGAGAUAGUGACCAGUCCAGCUCCACUCGCAUUACCACGUUGCCCACAGUGAAAUGGGAUGCCUGUCCUCUAACCAGUGCUCGCACGUGGCAAGUCGAUUGGACCUUUCAAUGUGAACGGAAAACUUGGACAGAAGCAAAAGCAGAAUGUCAAUCAUAUGGCGGAUCACUAGCGACUGUGCACACAAUGGCUCAGGUGACAUGUGCAAACCUGAAAGUGAAGGGAACUUCCGCUGUGUGGGUAGGCUUGACUGGUACAUGGAAAGCUGGAGAUUGGAGUACUUGGAAAUGGGAAGUGGCAUCGUCCACCCGUACGACGAGACUUCCCUGGUCAUCCCAGUAUAAACUUCCGGUUAAAAAUUCUAGUCGUACUUACGGGUUUUUGGAUCCAAACAAGGGCUUAGUGAACUGGAUAAACAACUUUCAAACUAGGUGCCUCUGUCAACGAUAUGUGCCUAAAGGUAUGUCUAUAUCCAUUGAUUAAACUGAAGGAAUAUCUCUACUGAUUGUGAAGGGCCUAGGGGAGGACACACCAACAACCCACUCUUGUCCGGCUAACCGACAACUAACCCUGAAGGGCUGUCAUCCUUGUUAUUUUAUCUUGGUGUGUAAAGUUGUACAAUAUGUGAGUA
Sycon ciliatum is the source of this 1980-nucleotide messenger RNA. RefSeq lists its product as uncharacterized. The coding region runs from base 93 to 1832 and encodes 579 amino acids. The transcript has 5 exons. NCBI's taxonomy places the organism in Eukaryota, Metazoa, Porifera, Calcarea, Leucosolenida, Sycettidae. Gene Ontology annotation, molecular function: protein binding. The record is from RefSeq and is a predicted model, not a curated record.